AUGAUCGACGACGUCCCAUCCACAACAAAUCAACUACCCCCAUCACUCCUCGAUAUUCUAUCCAACUCGAUCGUUCUGGAUGGUACUCUCCCUUAUCUAUCCUUGUCGACCAUCUUCGCCUUGGCUAGGACAUCACACGCCCUGCGAGACUUACUCUUGAAUGCGCCAAGAGCCUUCCGAUAUGUUGAUUUGUCGAAAUGUCGGGGGGCUUAUGUGCCGCCGAAUCUUCUCACCAGGAUAGACUCUGGUGGCCACUCUUGGCGGGCGGAACGUAUGGAUGAGAACCUUACCGAAGACGAAUUCUACGCCGGACCGCUCCGCGGCGUGUUUGGGAAGUUGCGACGCAUGCACGUGCUGCAAAGCGUCCACACUCUGGUACUGGACGACCUCGCCUCUGUUACCGUCGACUUGAUCAACGAUAUUGUCACUGCCCCGGAGUACAACGUGCGCUUGCUCAGUAUCCGGCGGUGUCUGAACGUCAACCAGCCCAAACUACAGCAACUUCUGUGCCACCUGUGUCGGCCAAGCAGACCCGAGGGCACUCCUCGCUUGCAAGGUCUCUAUGUUUUCACCCCACCAGUUCAGGAACCCUUUGACUAUGUGCAUGCCUUUGACUACAAUUUCGACACCAUGGGCGUCUUAGGGUACCACGGCGCUCAGCUCGGAGCCCAACACAAGACAAACUGCACCACUAACUCACGUACCAUAGAACCAUGGUAUGCAGCCAGUGGUCAGGUCAUUUCCCAGGGCCAUGCACAGCGGAGCUCCUGGGAAGAAACCAUACAGACCUGCAAAGGCAUCAUCAGCUUUGAUGCUGUCCUGUGCAGUCACAUGCAUGCCGAUAUGGCACCUGUGCUUCACGUCGCUUCCAGAGACUACUUGUCAAAGAACAAACCAGGCAUUCCUCCCCUAGCAACCGUUGCCCUUGGGCCUACAGGAUGUGCCGGCUGUGGAAGGCACCCUCAUGACGCACCCGUUUGGGGCGAGAGCGACAUUCGAGACUUUCCUCUUCUCUGGCCUCCACCGCACUCGGGGAGACUUGUUGACGCAGUCCGACCUCCACCACGUGUUGCCGAAGACGGACAGAUCCUCCCUGCAAGAUUGAUCGUCUCGUGCACCUGGUGUCUCACCAACCGACAUUGCGACAGCUGUCACCGAUGGUGGUGCCCCGACUGCUAUAAUCCCAAAUUGUCAAGGCAGCUCACCACAGAUAUAGAACGGCUCUCCGGUACCUCGGCCGGCUUCUUGCCGGCUAAUGCAAUCAAAGGUGGAUCUAGCGAGGGUGAUCGCGUCAAGGUAUUUAAUGGUCUCUGUGUUGAAAAUUGCCUUGUCGGUGAAUGGAUGGCUGGAGCAGGAGGUGGCGGAAUGUGGGGAUAG
Cladophialophora yegresii CBS 114405 is the source of this 1377-nucleotide messenger RNA. RefSeq lists its product as uncharacterized. The transcript has a single exon. NCBI's taxonomy places the organism in Eukaryota, Fungi, Ascomycota, Eurotiomycetes, Chaetothyriales, Herpotrichiellaceae. The record is from RefSeq and is a predicted model, not a curated record. The coding region runs from base 1 to 1377 and encodes 458 amino acids.